GUCUAAUUACUCCGGAUGACUGCAAGAAGCAUCAAACUUUUCUUUGCAAGAUGGAAAUAUUUAAUGUUUGCUUGUUGUAUCACAUAUCUUCUUGUUAUUUAUGCUCCAAUUUCAAAAUCUGAACAAAAGGAUUGGAAAGAAGGCGAAAUAGAGCUUAGCAAUGAUCAUGAAUUAGAUGUUCCAAUUCUUCAAAAAGAAGAAUUGAAGCCACAACAACGACCGUCAUUUGAAGAAAAUGUACCCAAAAAGAAGACUUUUAAUUUUAAUCCAGUUGGAAAGGAACCAUUUGAUGUGGAAGAAGUGCUCACAUCAAGUGAUAUUAAAUUAGAAGAACGAAUGACCGCAACUGUAAUACCUGGACAAAAGCGAUUAAUCCUGUCAUGGAACGCCGGUCAUUCUCAAGAUAAUCUUCAAGGAUGCCCUGAUUGGAAUUGUGAAUUCACGCAAGUCCGUGCAAGGGCUCCAGAUGCAGAUGCUGUUCUUAUUGCUCAUAUGGACAAUGAUUUUGUCCCGAAGCCUAAUCAAUAUGUAGUGUAUUUCAGCCAGGAGUCACCAGCUAAUUCUGGAAUUCAAAUUCCAAGGCCUGAUUAUAUCAACAUGACACUGGGAUUUCGGCACGAUACACCUGCUGGUUCUCCUUAUGGAUACACUGUUAAAUUGGGCGCCAAGUCCCGAAAAACUGGACAAGUUGUGGAUGCCAAUUUAGUCAAUGGAAAAGCAAAAGGAGCUGCUUGGUUUGUGAGCCAUUGUCAGACAAACAGCAAGAGAGAAGAUUUUGUUAAAAAACUACAGAAACAUUUGCAAAUUGACAUUUACGGUGGUUGUGGUCCAAUGAAAUGUGCACGUGGAGACAGCAAAUGUGACACGAUGCUGGAUACCGAUUAUCAUUUCUAUGUCACAUUUGAAAAUUCAAUUUGCGAAGAUUAUGUGACUGAAAAACUUUGGAAAUCGGGAUAUCAAAAUACUAUUAUUCCAUUGGUGUUAAAGAGAAAGCUUGUCGAGCCUUUUGUACCACCAAACAGCUUCAUUGCUAUUGACGAUUUUAAAAGUGUGAAAGAAAUGGGAGACUAUCUCAAUUAUUUAAUGAAUAAUAAGACCGCCUACAUGGAAUACUUCGAAUGGAGGCACGACUACAAAGUUGUAUUUCUUGAUGGGUCUCACCACGAUGUUCUUGAGAGACCGUGGGGCUUCUGUCAAGUUUGUCGAAUGGCUUGGACGGAGCCACGGCAGAAGGUUUUAAUUCCGAAUUGGGAUGCGUAUUGGCGGCAAACAUGUGAAAAAGAUGGAACACUAGUAGAUUCUAUUCCGUUAGAUUAGUUGUAAAUUUAAGCUAGAGUAUUUUCCCAAUUAUUAUUUCAAAGCAGAACUAUUUCUGUUAGAAUUUCUUCUGUAUUUUUCUUAAUUGUUCUUGUUCCAUCUAUUCUUCACGGGUUUUAUUCUUUAAGACUACAUGAUUGUUUUCACAUUUACUGAUAUCGGUAUUGAUUCUUCAUUUAUUUAUUCAGUUGGGUUUUCUCAACUGGUAUUUAAUAUUUCCUCCUUUCUCUUGGUGUUUUAUGGGUACAUCUUUUUUGUGAUUUGAAUUAAUUUGUUCGCUUU
Messenger RNA from Caenorhabditis elegans, 1599 nucleotides. It is a transcript of the gene fut-1, whose product is annotated as Alpha-(1,3)-fucosyltransferase fut-1. Bases 16 to 1317 code for a protein of 433 amino acids. NCBI's taxonomy places the organism in Eukaryota, Metazoa, Nematoda, Chromadorea, Rhabditida, Rhabditidae. Gene Ontology annotation, cellular component: Golgi cisterna membrane; membrane. The transcript is spliced from 10 exons. Gene Ontology annotation, molecular function: fucosyltransferase activity; glycoprotein 3-alpha-L-fucosyltransferase activity. The record is from RefSeq and is marked reviewed. Gene Ontology annotation, biological process: N-glycan processing; glycoprotein biosynthetic process.